Teleopsis dalmanni is the source of this 2480-nucleotide messenger RNA. Its product is annotated as unconventional myosin-XV-like. Gene Ontology annotation, cellular component: cytoskeleton. The coding region runs from base 1 to 2172 and encodes 723 amino acids. NCBI's taxonomy places the organism in Eukaryota, Metazoa, Arthropoda, Insecta, Diptera, Diopsidae. The record is from RefSeq and is a predicted model, not a curated record. The transcript is spliced from 6 exons.
AUGAAACAGGUUCAAUCCACGACUACACAAUCCAAAGCUUCGACACUUUCAUCAGGUGCUCGAGCUGCAGCACAAACGCUAAAUGUACCUAUCGAACGUCUCGAAUCACGACAAUCGAAUCAAAGAGAGCAGCUCACCACUGUUAAUAGUCACAGCAACAACAACAAUAGUAAUAAUAACAGUAAUAUGCACAAUACAGCAGCUGUGAUGACAUCAUCAAAUGGUCUCAAUGCCGCUGUAAUGCACGCACGUAAUAACACCAAUCUUGGAGAAUCCACAGAACAUAUCGAAGUACAUCAACAUGAACUUGAUAUUGAUAAUCAAAUGAAGUCAAGCAACGGCAACCAUGUCGACAAUUUCGAAAGACAGCAUUAUCACAAACAGCAAAGUUAUUUGCAUGGAAAUCGUAAGUCUUCAAGUAGUCAUCAACAGCAGCAGCAGCAGCAGCAACAACAACAGCAGCAGCAGCAACAUCACCGUGAACAACAUCAUCAUAUGUCACAUUCGCAACAAUUGGAUGCAAAUUAUAUGGCUGAAGAACAUCCGAAUGUUGGUACACCUCCAUCAGUGACGAAAUAUUCAUUACUUCAAUUCGCCAUGCAGCAUUUCCGCAACGAUCAAAUAAGCGAGGGACGUGGUCAUUCCCGUGAAAACGGAGGUGAACGCUCUGAUCGUCGCGCUGCCUCAAAUCGUUCAUAUGCAGAGCUAGUCAAAUGGCAGGGUACACCCAUUAACAUGCCGCUUCUGCGUCUGCCAAAUGAUUUGGCGCCACUUGCUUUGGAAUGUUUUGAUUGCAUUCUACGUUAUUGUGGCGAUAUAGCACCUGAUCCCGAACUCACAGAAGUGAAGUGUGUUUACACUGUUUUGAUGCAUUGUCACAAGUACUUGGCACUACGUGAUGAAGUGUAUUGCCAGCUCAUGAAACAAACCACAGCGAAUCGUUCACCCUGCACAGAUUCAGCGCAACGUGCUUGGCGUUUGCUUAGCAUAUUGGCAGCAUAUUUUGGUUGUUCAGAUGCCUUACGUCCAUAUCUCAUGGAACAUCUUACAUCGGCUGCAUCCGAUAGAAGGCGGUCAUGCCAUGGUACUGCUGCUGUAUGUCUGACCAACUUACGUAAAACUGCACGUUGUGGUGGACGAAAGAAUGUGCCUAGCGUGGAAGAGGUGACUGCGGUCUCUGCUGGUCGUUCUGCACGCCGACAAAUUUAUCGUUUACCAGGCGGUGCUGAACGUGUAGUUAAUACGCGUUGUUCUACAGUUGUAGCAGAUGUUAUUUCUGAACUUUGCGCAUUGCUUGGUGUUGAAUCUGAAGCGGAACAGCAAGAGUUUUCGCUAUAUUGUAUUGUACAAGGUGAUGCGUUCACAAUGCCAUUGUCAGCAGAUGAGUAUAUAUUGGAUGUGACAACAGAAUUGCUCAAGUCUGGACAACCAUUCUAUCUAAUAUUUUGUCGCUCUGUUUGGCAUUUCCCAUUGAAACGUGAUCCAGCACCAACACCACUUUAUGUAGAGGUGCUCUUUAAUCAGGUUGCACCAGAUUACUUAGAAGGCCUUUUAUUAGAGCUACCGGGCAAUGGUGUUCCUAUACCGGAAGUAGUUCGAGAUAUGGCACGAAUUGCAGCGCUGUUACAUCGUGCUGCUGAUUUAAGUCAUGUACCAGCAAUGAAAGAAAUUAAGUUCCUGCUACCAAAACCAGCAUUGGGUAUUAGAGAAAUAAGGCCAGCACAGUGGGUUGGUUUAGUGCAAUCUGCAUGGCCACAAAUAGCUGGCCUAACGCCAGGACAAGUAAAGACACAGUUUCUAAAUGUGCUAUCGGCGUGGCCACUUUUCGGCAGCAGUUUCUUUGCUGUGAAACGCAUUUGGGCUGAUGAAGCACCACAUGUAGAGGAUAAUAAUCCAAUGUGGCGAGAUUUAAUAUUAGCACUAAAUCGUCGUGGUGUACUAUUCUUAGAUCCAAAUACACAUGAAACGUUGCAGCACUGGCCUUUUAUGGAAGUCAUAUCAACACGUAAGGUGCGCUCAGAAGAUGGCGCUUUGUUCUUGGACAUGAAAGUUGGCAAUUUAAUGCAGCAGCGUGUCAUACGCGUACAAACCGAGCAGGCACAUGAGAUUUCUCGUUUAGUGCGACAAUACAUAACAAUGGCGCAAAUCAGUCAGCGAGACAAACGGGAAUAAUACCAAUUUUUAGAUUUAAUUUUAUUUUUUUAUUUGCUUUCUAUUCAUUUGUGUCAAAAUUUAGUAUAGAUUAGGUAUUUUAUAUAAAAUUUCUUGGUUUUUCAUAGCUUUUCCUUUUAAUCAUUUAACUGUCGAAAUUGUAUUUAAAUUUUACCUUGAAGGCCAUAUUAAAAAUUUUUUGAAGAAAUUUUUAUAAUUAUGUUCAUAAGUGCAAUGGAGAUGAUGCUUUAAAAAAAAUUUGUUUUUUAAUAUAUUAUCAUGUUAUUAUAAUAUGCUUCUACUCUUUUUCCAAAGUCAAUAUAUUAUCA